UUUGGCUCCAUUACCAAAUCCACCGAGCUGAGUUUCCUUCCGAAUCUUUCCAAGCGUCACCGUGAAACGGUCAAUACGCAAGCAAUCGCAAUUACAAUUAAAAACGCCACCACCUUCCUAUAAAACUCCGUUAAUACAUAAAAGAUCAGCUCCUUGAAAUUCAGACCCAGAGAGAGAGAGAGAGAGAGCGAGAGAGAAAGUGGUAGUAGUUAGCAGACCAGAAAAUGGGCAGCAGCGGAAAGGGCCUGACAGUUCUGGAAGUGGGAGCCGAUGGCGUGGCUCUCAUCACCAUCAUCAACCCACCUGUCAAUUCCCUCUCAAUCGAUGUGUUAUUCAGCUUGAAAGACAGUUAUGAGGAGGCCUUGAGAAGAAAUGAUGUGAAAGCGAUUGUUGUAACAGGUGCUAAAGGAAAAUUUUCGGGGGGUUUCGAUAUUACUGCUUUUGGUGGACUCCAAGAGGGGCAGAAGCAGGAGCCGAAGCCCGGUUUUAUAUCCGUGGAGGUUAUCACUGACAUUGUUGAAGGUGCUAGGAAACCGUCAGUUGCCGCCAUUGAUGGCCUUGCACUGGGGGGAGGUUUGGAGGUGGCAAUGGCAUGCCAUGCCCGAAUAUCGACUCCUACUGCACAAUUAGGGUUGCCCGAGCUGCAGCUUGGGCUCAUUCCUGGAUUUGGAGGAACGCAACGGCUUCCACGUCUUGUUGGAAUCUCAAAGGCACUUGAAAUGAUGCUGACAUCAAAACCAGUCAAAGGGGAAGAGGCUCAUGAUUUAGGCCUUGUCGAUGCUAUUGUUUCACCUGAUCAGUUGGUGAGCACUGCACGUAGGUGGGCGUUGGAUAUCCUGGAGCGUAGAAGACCGUGGGUUGCUAGUCUUCACAAAACUGACAAGUUAGAGCCCCUUGGAGAAGCUAGGGAAAUACUUAAAUUUGCAAGAGCUCAAGUCCGGAAGCAGGCUCCCAAUCUCAAACACCCAUUGGUUUGUAUUGAUGUUGUUGAGGAGGGUAUAGCUUCUGGUGGUCGGUCUGGACUUUGGAAGGAGGCUGAAUCAUUUCAAGGACUUCUGCGGUCUGACACUUGCAAGAGCUUAGUCCACGUCUUCUUUGCUCAACGUGGAACAUCAAAGGUACCUGGGGUUACUGAUCGUGGUUUGAUGCCUAGACGAGUGACUAAGGUUGCUGUCAUUGGUGGAGGGUUAAUGGGAUCUGGAAUAGCUACUGCAUUGAUUCUUAGUGGUUAUCCGGUGAUCCUGAAAGAAGUAAAUGAUAAGUUCUUGCAGGCUGGGAUUGGUAGAGUCAGAGCCAAUCUGCAGAGCCGCGUCAAGAAGGGGAAAAUGACCCAAGAAAAGUUUGAGAAGACGACCUCUAUUCUUAAGGGUGUCCUGGAUUAUGAUAGCUUUAGAGAUGUGGAUAUGGUCAUAGAGGCCGUUAUUGAGAAGGUUUCUCUAAAGCAGCAGAUUUUUGCUGAUCUUGAAAAAUAUUGCCCACAACACUGCAUACUCGCAAGUAAUACUUCUACAAUUGACUUGAACCUCAUUGGAGAGAAAACCAAGUCUCAUGAUCGGAUUAUUGGUGCCCAUUUCUUUAGUCCGGCACAUGUCAUGCCACUUCUGGAAAUUGUUCGUACUAAUCAGACGUCUCCCCAAGUUAUUGUUGAUUUGCUAGAAGUUGGGAAAAGAAUAAAGAAAACCCCAGUGGUUGUUGGGAAUUGCACAGGAUUUGCUGUGAACAGAAUGUUCUUUCCUUAUACACAAGCUGCUCUCUUGCUUGUUGAACGUGGUGCCGAUGUUUAUCAGAUUGAUAGGGUAAUCACCAAAUUCGGAAUGCCUAUGGGCCCAUUCAGAUUGGCUGAUCUGGUUGGGUUUGGCGUGGCAAUUGCAACUGGCACACAAUUUAUUGUGAACUUUCCUGAGCGGACAUAUAAAUCAAUGCUAAUCCCUUUGAUGCAGGAGGAUGGGAGGGCAGGUGAAACUACUCGAAAAGGGUUCUAUACUUAUGAUGACAGGCGCAAAGCUAGCCCAGAUCCUCAGUUGAAAGGAUAUAUUGAGAAGUCAAGGAGCAUUUCGGGUGUUUCCAUAGAUUCUAAGCUACUGAAGUUAUCAGAAAAGGACAUUGUUGAGAUGAUAUUUUUCCCUGUCGUAAAUGAGGCAUGCCGGGUGCUUGCUGAAGGCAUUGCUGUGAAAGCUGCCGACCUUGACAUUGCUGCAAUUAUGGGCAUGGGUUUCCCACCAUACAGGGGAGGUAUCUUGUUCUGGGCUGAUUUACUUGGAUCCAAAUACAUAUAUUCACGAUUGGAGGAAUGGUCAAAUACUUAUGGUGAAUUUUUCAAGCCUUGCGCCUAUUUAGCUGAAAGAGCUUCAAACGUGGCUUCUCUGAGUUCUCCGUCGAAGCAAUCAAAAUCUCGGUUAUAAGAAAGUUUCCAGUUGCAUUCGAAUCCACGGUUACGAUUUUCUUCAGUCCCAAGUAUCAAUUUCCUUUCCAUGGUAUGAAAGGAUGUGUAACAAGUGAGCGUGGGGAUAAUUAUCUUUGGAAUAAGGGGUAGGCAGGAUAUAAUUAUUCACAGAUGGUUUCAAAUCGAGUUCACAUUGGGUUUUCUUCCUGAAAAGGGGAAUUUGUUUUGUGUCAUAUUCUUACUAAUUAAUUUUAGUAGUAGAAUUCUGUA
Pyrus x bretschneideri (Chinese white pear) is the source of this 2653-nucleotide messenger RNA. Its product is annotated as peroxisomal fatty acid beta-oxidation multifunctional protein MFP2. The record is from RefSeq and is a predicted model, not a curated record. Gene Ontology annotation, biological process: fatty acid beta-oxidation. The transcript has 18 exons. Gene Ontology annotation, molecular function: (3S)-3-hydroxyacyl-CoA dehydrogenase (NAD+) activity; NAD+ binding. Gene Ontology annotation, cellular component: peroxisome. NCBI's taxonomy places the organism in Eukaryota, Viridiplantae, Streptophyta, Magnoliopsida, Rosales, Rosaceae. The coding region runs from base 225 to 2402 and encodes 725 amino acids.